Molecule: messenger RNA, 3587 nt
Organism: Patiria miniata (bat star)
Lineage: Eukaryota; Metazoa; Echinodermata; Asteroidea; Valvatida; Asterinidae
Product: chordin-like protein 1
Exons: 11
Coding region: 264-1691 (475 amino acids)
Molecular function (GO): protein binding
Source: RefSeq, a predicted model, not a curated record
GGUAGUAAAACACAAUUACCCAGAAUGCAAAGGGGAAAAAAUCCAAAGUGUCGUCUGCCUCAUUCUAAGGCCAUUUGGAAAUUGGAUGCCCAUCGCUCUGGACUUAUCAACUACGGUUCUCUGUCGAUCUGGAUUUACUAAAUGCACUUUGGAUUUGAGAGUUUUGUCACCGGAACCAGACAUUUGCGCAAAGUUGGAGAGUUUUCUUGAAACUGUUCUGCACCACCAAGUCCACCGUGAUUCCGAAAAGAGACUACACCAAAAUGUCGAGUUUGCUGUCCCUACUCAUCACAUCGUCCCUUGUGGUAACCAUGUACGCUACGCCAUCAGGUACCAGGCGGCCUCGAAAUGAUGUGUGUCAAUUCGGCAGCACCCAGUACGUUGUGGGAGAUACCUGGCACCCCUAUUUGCGCCCUAAUGGUAUCGACUACUGCAUUCUGUGUUCGUGCCACGCAGCGGGGCAGGUUCGGUGUGAUGGUAAAACGUGUCCGCAACCGACCUGCGCACAUCCCCGGCGCGUCCAAGGAAAGUGCUGCCCAACUUGUGCAUCAGAGUUCGAAACCACCACCGUGCCACCAAUCACAACUCCUCGAAGUUGCCAGUACAAGGGGCGGGAUUACAACCAUGGCGAACUCUUCACGGCGACUGACAUAUUUCGCUCCAGAAGAGAGGAUCAAUGCGUACAAUGUAGCUGUUCGUCAGGCAGGGUGUACUGUGCGCUGAGGACCUGUCCCGACGUGCCUUGCGUCAACCCAGUCGUGUUACCAGACUCCUGCUGCCCGGUUUGUCCGACAAGAGCGACGGAGGAAGAUUACGACGGUGAAGAUCUUCUCGGAGGUAACGCACUGGACGGGUCCAUUGACCUUUCACCCGAUGAGCCCUCGACUGAAGGAUCGUUCCCAGCGGAGAACACGGCCAGAGUGCAUCCCGACGAAGACGAGAUGAAGGCAUCCGUGCUCGAUCCCAGCAGAUACGUUUGUGUGUCUAACGGCAAGACGUAUUACGAGGACCAAAGCUGGCAUCCCGUGCUGGUUCCAUUUGGGCGCAUGGACUGUAUUCUCUGCACCUGCAAGCGUGGGGAGGCAGUAUGUGGUAGGAUGCGGUGCCCUGAUGAGGAGAAUUUACCUUGCGCAAACCCCAUACAGCACAGGGGUGCCUGCUGCAAAGUGUGCCCAGAUGUACCGUCUCCGUCCACUGGUUCCUCUGAUGAGAACCCUUCCGAAGUCGAGGAAAAUGACGAGACGCCGCUUUGUCUCCGCAAAUCCGAGACGAUCCUCCUGCACGAGUUUACCCCGUACUUGGUGGAGGGAACCGACAAUCUGUCCGACUACCAGUUCGUGGUGGAAGACCUCGACACAAGGAUGUUUGAGCUUCACUCUUGGCAAUUCAGAGAAGGAAUUAUUUCCGAAUUUCAAAUCGAGACUCUAACCGAAGACGAGUAUCUCCAAAAACAAGAGACCAACAGAACAGGCUGGUACCAGCUGAGUGGGGCUUCAACACAUCAUCGACUGCAGAAACUGAAACGCAAAGAGCGGAAACUGGAGAAGACGUGCGCCUCCAACUGUCAGAGACAAGUGGUCAGACUGACACGGAUGCUCAGGCCCAGACAAGUGGAGAGAGGGGUGGAGUGCACCCAGGAACCCAACACCACACCCAGGCAGAGGGGUACUGUUGUACCCACUCGGGGUUGAGAGGGGGAGGGGCAUUCCGGCGUAUGACAGGUGUCAGAACAAUUAUUGUUGCCAAGGAUUGCUCCACAGUGAAAUUUCCCAAUACAUGAUUACCCGACUCCGCCAUUUGGGGGGAGUGCACCCAGGAACCCAAUACCACACCCAGGCAGAGGGGUACUGUUGUACCCACUCUGGGUUGAGGAGGGAAUUGGGCGUAUGACAGGUGUCAAAACAAUUAUUGUUGACAAGGACUGCUCCACAACUUUUCCCAAUACAUAAUUACCCGACUGGCCGACUCCCCGUUCAGGGGGAGUGUACCCAGGAACCCAAUACAACACCCAGGCAGAGGGGUACUGUUGUACCCACUUGGGGUUGAGAGGGGGAGGGGAAAUUGGGCGUAUGACAGGUGUCAGAACAAUUAUUGUUGCCUAGGACUGCUCCUCAGUAACAUGUUCCUAGUCAUUGAUUACCCGACUCCCACAUUUAUAGGGAUUGCACCCAAGAACCCACUUCGACACCCAGGCAGAGGGGUACUGCACCUUGUACCCACUAGGGGUUGAGAGGGGCAAUUGGGCGUAUGACAGUUAAUGUUGCAAAAGCAAGGACUGAUCCACAAGUGAACUUUUCCAACACACUUUAAAGAAGAUAAGACUUCUCCUUCUCCCCGUCUUGGGGGUGUAUCCAGAAACCCAGUGCAGUGGAGACAUAGUUAUCCCCAAUCGAGGUUCAAGAGUUGCAAAAAGGGCAAAACCCAUUCUUGGAGGGAAGGAACCAUUGACAGCCAGCAUUUCCCCCCACAUACUCAAACUUUACUCAAAAACGGUGUUUGUCCACUUUUCUUCCUCCGGGUUUGAGUGAACACCGUUUGCGAUAAAAAUCACAGAAGAGGAGAAAUUGUCCCAAUUUGGGUUGAGAGAGGGGCGAUGUGGUUAACAACUGCUGUAAGGACCUGUUCGGCCAAUGACUGGUUUAAAAUGAACUUUCCAAAAAUUGUCAAUUUAUAAGAAGAUAUUUGGUAUGAAAGGCUUCCUUUUUUCCCCACAAUGCACUGGUCGCUAUAGAAACCCAGCCUUGACUUUUCUACAUGUUAUUUUAGAAACAAAUAUCAACAAAUAAAUUAACAAACACUUUUUCAAUGCACAAUAAAAAAAUGAAGGGGUACAGUUUUCCAAGGUACCACAAACUUACAACCAGAAGUAUCUACUGUUUUUGAAUUGGGGUGAAUAUUUCCGGCAAGGGGUACCACUAAAGGGGUACCAAUGAGUCUUAAAAACUGGAAACAUAUUUCAGAUAAUGAGUUUCUUUCCGUAAAAAAAACCUCAACAUAGAAUCGAGAUGCAUACAAGUUCCCUCUGUAAAACCUCCGAGGUGGUUCCACUAAAUUUGAUAAAAUUUGAACAUUUUUGGAGAAGAUAUGAUCAUGAUCCCCUUAUUAAACAAAGAUGUACUUUGUAUAUAUAUAUUUAAAAUUUUAGACAAAAAGCCUUUAUACGCAGUAUUCAACGAUGAAGGAAAUGUACAUUGAAAUGUAUUGUCUAUUUGUGAAAAAAGGAUGAAACGAAUGUUUCAUUUUCAUAAUAUAUUAUUAUAUACAUAUUUAACUAUAUAACAAUGUAGAAAUGACUUAAGUGUAACAUUUAACUUCAAAUUUUUUGCUACUGACAUGAACUGCAUGUGAUUGUGAACGUUUUUUUUACAUUGAAUGUGUGUAGUUGGCGUCUCACUGCCCCACAGGGUACAAUGUAGCUGUGUAUAUUAUAUAUAAAUUAAUAAUAUAGCAUAUUCAUAAUAUCUAUGGAUAUUAGGAGCGGAUAGUUGUAUCUGUGUUUUCCAAUGUCUAGUUUUCAGAGCAAUGAGAAGAAAAAAAGAUUGACAGCAAACAUGAAAGGAAACUUUCAAUUCUUUCAAGUCGAGCAC